UGUUUCCUGUUCCCUCUGGAUCGCUGUCAUAUUCGAGGCUUCUCUGGUCAGAUGAGCCAGGCUGAAAAAAUUCUUUGGAGCAGUUGAUGAGGAACAAACAAGGAUGAAGUUACCAGAUCAAAUGGCAUAAAUAAUGGAGCUUGUAGAGCUCUGGUGUCUAUUCUAUGGAAUUCUAAUCUGGUGGGCUGAAUGAUGUUGAACUCUUCCAAAGAAAGGUCCCACUAUAUAGUGUCUGGUUUUCACAAGAAAACAACAAUACAAACGCCCUUAAUUUUUGCUAUUCAUCGACUGAUUUGGAGAAUAAAAGUCUGAUUUUUGGAAUAAACCUUCACUGUUGCUUGCCAAAACAAGCCAUGAUAAAUGUUUUACAGAAGAGCUGAAACCUUUCAAACAACACCCAAGCCUCAGCAUUGAUGCAAGAGAAGCUAGUCAAACAUUGCAAGAUGACAGACGAGCCUAUUAAAGAGAUCUUGGGAAGCUCCAAGUGUCCUCAGUGUGCAACACAGGAGAAAAGCAACAACAAUGACUACAGGGUAAUAGCUGUCCCUUUGGUGAGUGAAUGCCAACUGACGGCUGCUACAGGGGGAGCUGAACUCUCCUGCUACCGCUGUACAAUCCCAUUUGGGGUGGUGAUUCUCAUUGCUGGGGUGGUGGUCACUGCGGUGGCAUAUAGCUUCAACUCCCAUGGAUCCAUCAUCUCCGUGUUUGGUUUGAUUCUCUUGUCAUCUGGACUCUUUUUGCUGGUGUCAAGUGCAUUAUGCUGGAAAAUCCGCCAGCACCACAAGAAGACCAAGAGGCGUGAAAGCCAGACAGUUCUAGUGGCUAACCAGAGGAACCUGUUUGCUUAAGAACUACAUUUAAAAAACACUUUAAAAAAGACAGAGAGAAUGCAAUCGGUCACAGAAUGCACAUCUAUUUAUUUUCAUUUGGGCUACAGGAUGUCUUUUAUUAAUAACUGUUUGGAUUUAUCAAUGUUAAGUAAACAGUUCUUGCAAAAUCAGGAAUAAUUGGAAUCCAUUUUAUCAUAAACAUAUUUCAAGGUGAAUUAGGCUUAGUAGUUUCUUCCUUCCAUUUAGUCUCCUAUCGGCAUUUACCCUUCUCUCCAUUUAUAUUAUAAACUUAAAAGCAAGACAAGCUAGCUAAGGUGAAAAAAACCUAUUAUAGUCAAAGAUAGCAGUAAGCAAUUGAUAAUGUAUAUAUGCCCAUAAGAACAAGGUAAUUCUUUGUUAACAGCUAUCACUUUUCAUAGAAUUAUUUGUUUCAAGUAUAUAUAUAUAUAUAUAUGUAACAAGAGCUUACCUUGAAUUACUUUUCUGAGAAGCAACUUUUGAAAGUGAUUGGGAAGAGGAGCCUGUGAACAAUUCUAUUAUGACUAAUAGUUGCAAAUAAAUCUGUGUCACUAUAGUGGUAAAUAAUUCUAUAUUUUUCUGUUCUACGAAAGGCAGGGAAGCACCUAAACUUUAGCUGUUUUUCUACUCCAGAUUUCCCUUGAAAAAAAUCUGCUUCUACCUGUUGAUUACCUUUGUAUGGAACAAAUAGAGCCUGCCUCAGUACAAUCCCCCAAAAUGAAAAUAGCAAUUUCAUUGCAUGCUUCAUUGAUUAGCAUGUUUGCUUGGUUUACAAAGGGCUGCAAAUAAAGCAAUUCCCUUUUUACUUCUACAACCAUUUGGCAAACCCAUCUUGAAUGUUAUUUGCUUCCCCGUCCUUAUGCAUUGCCUCUGCUUAUUGCCCUCCUCCUCAACUCUGUCUUCUGCACCAAAGAUUUUUGUUGUUGUACUCCAAGCUACAGGUGAAACUCGAAAAAUUAAAAUAUCAUGCAAAAAU
Molecule: messenger RNA, 1824 nt
Organism: Thamnophis elegans (Western terrestrial garter snake)
Lineage: Eukaryota; Metazoa; Chordata; Lepidosauria; Squamata; Natricidae
Gene: TMEM100
Product: transmembrane protein 100
Exons: 3
Coding region: 414-848 (144 amino acids)
Biological process (GO): cellular response to BMP stimulus
Source: RefSeq, a predicted model, not a curated record